UUAAAUGGACACUAUUAUUUACAGAAACUAUGUCUAUAAUAUUCACAAAAACAUAUUGAAUAACACAAUUUAGCUUAUUUAUAAAUGGCUUGCAUACAAUAAGAUUAUUUUGUCAAUAAGUGAACUUGACAGACAACUCAUGAAUCUAUGACAUCACGAUGAAUCACGUUGUUUAUUCGGGUUGGAUGAUUAAGUCCCCACCCGAAAAGAAACUUACAGGUCCAUGGAAAAUAUUUAGAGCGAUCUCCAGUGACAUCACACAAGCAUCUAAAUGGAAGAAACGAUACUUUGUUUUGUCGAAGCCCGCACAAAGUCUGCCAGGCACGUACCUCCUGAACUACUACAGCGACGAGAAUUGUAAACGCGUGCGGGGAUCAAUCGACCUCGAACAGUGUGCGGAAAUUAUCGAGCAUCUCGACUCCGACCAGUUUCAAUACCUGCUCGCGAUAAAGACGACCCAUAAGAGUAAGGAGCGGACGUAUUUUCUGGCAACUGAAACGGAGGAGCAAAUGUCGACGUGGGUACAAAACUUGUGCUCUGUCUGUGGAAUGAAACCAGAUGAGACAGGUUGGUUUUGA
Molecule: messenger RNA, 578 nt
Organism: Mya arenaria
Lineage: Eukaryota; Metazoa; Mollusca; Bivalvia; Myida; Myidae
Product: protein daughter of sevenless-like
Exons: 3
Coding region: 159-578 (139 amino acids)
Source: RefSeq, a predicted model, not a curated record